Stylophora pistillata is the source of this 848-nucleotide messenger RNA. Its product is annotated as coagulation factor XIII A chain-like. Lineage: Eukaryota; Metazoa; Cnidaria; Anthozoa; Scleractinia; Pocilloporidae. Gene Ontology annotation, molecular function: protein-glutamine gamma-glutamyltransferase activity. The record is from RefSeq and is a predicted model, not a curated record. Gene Ontology annotation, biological process: peptide cross-linking.
UUCAUCCGUCCUACAGACAAAAGUGUUGCGCUCUAAAUAGAACUUUGCAAGGAUUGACAAAUAACAAUAAGAAUACUCUACACUGGAGCCUGAGGUGCUGACACGGUUCGUCCUUAGAGCCUGAGUUGUAAACAAAGCUGCUUCGUUUGGUUCUUUUUUUAACACAGAAGCCUGCCACGGAGCCCAAAGCUGUUUUCUUUUCAACGGAAAUAUCCAUCCAUGAGGCACAAGGCGACCUUUCUCACGCGUUGGUGGCGGAAGCAUUCUGUAGAACCCGGCGACGAUUUUCAACAGAGACAACCCACUAAUUCUAGUGAAAGGCAAAAAGACGGUGAGAAACACGUCGAUUUGGGUAACAGAAAUCUGACAGGAAAAGAAAACGAGUUGCAGGCCGAGAUGAUAAACUUUCACAUAACAGAAAACAGAGCAGUGCACGAAACAGAAAAUUACCACGAGGUGGAGCACUUAGUGUUAAGGAGAGGAAAGGUGUUUGAUAUAACAGUCAAAUUUAACAGAGACUACAAUCCGGACUCUGACGUUAUCACGCUCCACUUUGUCUCUGUAGCUGAUGAAGAUAUUCGCCAAAGCAGAAAAACCACUGUGCGCGUCGAGAUUCAGGAUGUCCUUCUGCUCUCGCAAUGGGGAAUGCAACUCAAAGAAGCCAACAAAAAAUCAAUUCACUUGUCAGUCAUAGCGUCGGCGCAGGCGCUCCCCGGUGACUAUGAGGUCAUCGUAGGAACAGAGUCCCUGGACUCUUCUGGAGAAACAGCUAUGUAUCGAUGUAAAAACAGAGAACGGAUUUAUUUAGUUUAAGACUUAGCUGAGGGACUUAGCCGUCUGACGGAAGA